AUGCCGUCGAUACUGGUGUCCGCGGCCCCUUACCACAUCAUCACCUACGGCGUCCUCCUGGGCACGGAAGUGUUCCAGAGCUUCGGCGCCGGUAUCAUUCAAUUCAAGACUCUCCCAAGGGCACAAUUUUCCACCCUGCAACAAGCCACUUUCCCCAUCUACUUCUCCCUGCAAACCGCCCUGCCCCUCCUCCUCGCCCUCACCCUCCCCACCGAACGCACCGCCAUCGGCACCACCCCAUCCUCCCUCCCGGGCGUCCUGCACCCCUCCAACCGCACACCCGUGCUCCUCCCCCUAACGCUCAACCUGCUCUGCGCCGCCACCAACCUCCUGUACCUGGGUCCGCAGACCACGAGCGUGAUGCGCGAGCGCAAGCACCAGGAGACGCGCGACGGCAAAAAGAGCUACGAUGCGGGCCCACACAGCGCCGAGAUGGAGAGGCUGAACAGGAAGUUUAGCUGGUUGCAUGGCGCGAGCACGGUGGUGAAUCUGGUGGGCAUCGCGGCGACGGUGUGGUAUGGGUUCUAUCUGGGGCAACGGAUGAUGUGA
Molecule: messenger RNA, 549 nt
Organism: Cyphellophora europaea CBS 101466
Lineage: Eukaryota; Fungi; Ascomycota; Eurotiomycetes; Chaetothyriales; Cyphellophoraceae
Exons: 3
Coding region: 1-549 (182 amino acids)
Source: RefSeq, a predicted model, not a curated record